Naegleria gruberi is the source of this 1718-nucleotide messenger RNA. RefSeq lists its product as uncharacterized. The transcript has 4 exons. The record is from RefSeq and is a predicted model, not a curated record. Gene Ontology annotation, molecular function: iron ion binding; oxidoreductase activity, acting on paired donors, with incorporation or reduction of molecular oxygen; monooxygenase activity. NCBI's taxonomy places the organism in Eukaryota, Heterolobosea, Eutetramitea, Acrasida, Naegleriidae. Bases 43 to 1701 code for a protein of 552 amino acids.
AACAAAAAGCUCAAGAAGAAAUAUCAAAAACUGAUUCGGAAGAUGUGGUCGAGUGUCUUGAGUGUUUUGGGUCUUGUGGUGUGCCUUGUUGUUGGUACUUAUUUUUAUAUUGCUCGGAAGGAGGAAGCUAACAAGUGGAAGAUUAAAGUUGUAAAAGUUGAGGAGGAACAACAUGAUAUUAAUGAUAAUGAUGAGAAGAUUGGUGGAGAAAAUACUGGGAUUCCGAGUGAGGACAAUAAGGAGGCUAAACCAAUUUUUAAAACACCUCAACCAAAGCCUAUUAAGGAGUUGUUGUUUUGGAAUACUGUGGAGAGUAUUGCUUAUAAUUUCAUGACUCCUGAACAUCCUGCUGUGGUUGUUCACAAACAAGCUGUUCUCAAGCAUAAUUAUCAACCAUUAUUGGGAUAUUUAAUGUCAUUCCCAUAUGUUGUCUUUUCAACUCCUAGUGCUGCAAGAGUAUUGACAAUGAAUUGGAGAGAAAUUGAAAAGGAAAAUACCAGAUUAUUCUCACCAGAUAUUCACAAAUUUAUGGGACUUAACUUAGUGUUUGCAAAUGGAGAUGAAUGGAAAAGGCAAAGAACUGUUGUAAAUCCUGCCUUUAAAGACAUUUCAAGAUUUAUGGGAGCAUUUGUUAAGAAUGCAUUCAAAGCUGUACAAGUUUUUUCUGAAUUGAACCAGAGUGGAAAGGAACUCAUUGUUGAUCCUUCGGACAUGACUGGAAGAUUAGCUCUAGAUGUUUUGGGCAUGACAGUUUUUGGAGUCAAUUUCAAUACCAUUAGUGCAUUGUCUCCAUUACAUACCAAGACAAAUGAAUCUGAAAAGGUUGCCAAAGCUCUCAAAUCCUACCAAUAUGUUAUGGAUAAUAUUGCCAAUCCAGUUCGAUUCCUUGCUGGUAAAUAUUUUGCUGAUUGGAAUAUAGAAUCAAAUAUCAAGAUGAAUAAUAAUAUUGCAGCUUUCCAAUCAUUCCUCGAUGAAUUAAUUGAAGAUUGUAAAAAUAAGAAGGAUUAUCAAAAUAAUACCCUUCUCAAAAUGAUGGUUGACUCUGUUGAUGAGGAAGGAAAUGGAAUGUCUAUUCAAGAUAUCAAGAAUAAUACCUCAGUCUUUUUCCUUGCAGGAACUGAGACUACGGCUGCUGCUUUGGCAUUCAUCUUUUAUUCAUUGGCAACCAAUCCAAGAGUUCAAGAAAAGCUAUAUCAAGAAAUUAUUGAAACAUUCCCAUUGGAUCAAGAUGAAACUCAAUUCAAUAAUUAUGAAAAGGUGAAAGAUAUGAAAUAUUUAGAUGCUGUCUUGAAAGAAAAUCUCAGAUUAUUCCCUCCAGUUCCUCAACUUCCUUUAAGAAUCUUGAAUUCUACCACUGUCAUUGAUGGCUACAAGAUACCAAAAGGAUUUGCUGUCAAUUUGAGUGUGUACAGCGUUCACAGGCAUCCAGAAGUCUGGGGAGAAGAUGCUGAGGAAUUUAAACCAGAGAGAUUCUUGGAAAAGAGAUAUCCUUCCUUUGCUUGGAUUCCAUUUGGUUCAGGUGCUCGUAAAUGCAUUGGUAAUCAAUUUUCGAUGAUGGAACAAAAAACAUUUGUCAUUGCGUUAUUGAGAAAAUACAAGAUUGAAUUGGAGAGACCAGACCAAGUUCUCAAACUAAACAAAUUGAGACCGAAUAUGUCACCAGAUAGUUCUAACAAGUAUAGACUUGUGGAAAGAAAAUGAACUCAAUGUAAAUAAAG